UAAAACCAAACAAUUAUAUCACUCCCCGCGUCCACCUGCUUACUUCUCUUCUUCCUUCAACAUCAAAAGAAUAUCUCCUCCUCUUACUAUAUAUCCUCAACUCAAGAAGCUGAAGUCUGCUUUUGAGUCCUCUUCUGUCGUUCUCUGAGAUAUUCCAACCUUUUUAUCAUCUUAUAAAUAAUAUACCCCUCUACGACGAACUCGCUUCCCACCACCACUAUGCCUGUCGCCGAGGGUGCCCCGCGUACGUUGUACGAUAAGGUCUUCCAGGACCAUAUUGUUGAUGAGAGACUCGAUGGCACAAUCCUCCUCUAUAUUGACAGACAUUUAGUCCACGAAGUCACCUCACCUCAAGCUUUUGAGGGAUUAGAGAAGGCUGGCAGGAAAGUCCGAAGGCCGGACUGCACUUUGGCCACAACCGAUCACAAUGUCCCCACCACCUCCCGCAAGAACCUCAAGAACAUCGAGACCUUCGUCGAGGAGGAGGACUCAAGACUCCAAUGCAUGACGCUCGAGGAGAACGUCAAGAAAUUCGGCAUCACAUACUUCGGCCUCGCCGAUAAGCGCCAGGGCAUCGUUCACAUCAUCGGCCCCGAGCAAGGCUUCACCCUCCCCGGCACCACCGUCGUCUGCGGCGACUCCCACACCUCCACACAUGGCGCCUUUGGCGCCCUCGCCUUCGGCAUCGGCACGUCUGAGGUCGAGCACGUCCUCGCCACACAGACCAUCAUCACCAAGCGCUCCAAGAACAUGAGGAUACAAGUCGACGGCGAGCUCGCCCCCGGCGUGAGCUCCAAGGACGUCGUGUUGUACGCCAUCGGCAAGGUCGGCACCGCUGGCGGAACUGGCGCUGUUAUUGAGUUCUGCGGCUCUGUCAUCCGCGGCCUCAGCAUGGAGGCUCGUAUGUCCAUGUGCAACAUGUCCAUCGAGGCCGGUGCGCGCGCCGGCAUGGUCGCCCCCGACGAGAUCACCUUCGAGUACCUCAAGGGCCGCCCAUUGGCACCGAAACCCGGAACCGACGAGUGGGACCAGGCCAUCAAGUACUGGACCAGCCUCAAGACCGACGAGGGCGCCAAGUUUGACGUCGACGUCCGGAUCGAUGCCGCUGACAUCUCACCCACGAUCACCUGGGGAACCAGCCCCGAGGACGUCGUCCCCAUCACCGGUUCCGUCCCCGACCCCGAGACCUUCGCCUCGGAGACUAAGAAAGCCCAAGGCCGUCGCAUGCUCGAGUACAUGGGCCUCACCGCAGGCACCAAAAUGGAAGACAUCGAAGUCGACAAAGUCUUCAUCGGGUCCUGCACCAACUCCCGCAUCGAGGAUCUCCGCGUCGCCGCACAGGUAGUCAAGGGCCGCAGGGUCGCUCCAAACAUCAAGCGCGCCAUGGUCGUCCCCGGCUCGGGCCUCAUCAAAGACCAAGCCGAGGCCGAGGGUCUCGAUAAGAUCUUCCUCGACGCAGGCUUCGAGUUCCGCGAAGCAGGAUGCAGUAUGUGUCUCGGCAUGAACCCCGACAUCCUCUCCCCCCAAGAACGCUGCGCCUCGACCUCGAACCGCAAUUUCGAAGGCCGCCAAGGAGCAGGAGGCCGAACCCACCUCAUGUCCCCCGCCAUGGCCGCCGCGGCCGCCAUAUCCGGCAAGCUCGCCGACGUGCGCAAGUACGCCCGUCCACCCUCCCCCCUCCCGCUCGACACCCCUAAACUCGCCGCACACACCCCUGAGCCCCCCUCGGGCAAGGCACACAUCGACGAGCGCGUCUUGACCGACGACGAGGAGAAAGAGGCUAUUGGGGAUCAACCCCAGGACAGCGGGCCGCAGGUAAACACCACAUCCCCCGGCUCUGCCGCAGCGGGCUUUCCCAAAUUCACAACACACCGCGGCAUCGCUGCCCCGAUGGAGUUGGCGAAUAUCGACACCGACGCCAUUAUCCCCAAACAGUUCCUCAAGACCAUCAAGCGCACCGGCCUCGGCAGCGCCUUGUUCUACGCAUGGCGCUACCUCUCCGCCGGCGUCGAGAACCCAGAAUUCGUGCUCAACAAGCAGCCGUACCGCGAUGCUAAGAUUUUGGUGGUUACUGGGGAGAACUUCGGGUGUGGAUCUAGCAGAGAACAUGCGCCGUGGGCGUUGCUCGAUUUCGGGAUUAAAUGCGUGAUCGCCCCCUCCUUCGCGGAUAUCUUCUUCAACAACACCUUCAAGAACGGUAUGCUCCCCAUCGCCAUCUCGAACCCCGCCGACCUCUCCGCCAUCGCUGCUGAGGCGCGCGCGGGGCGCGAGAUCGAGGUCGAUUUACCCGCCCAGGAGAUUAAGAAUGAGAAGGGUGAGAAGAUCUGCAGUUUCGAUGUUGAGGAGUUCAGGAAACACUGCUUGGUGGAGGGGUUGGAUGAUAUAGGACUUACGAUGAUGAUGGAUGAGCGCAUUUCGGCGUUUGAGAAGAAGAUGACCGAGCAGACGCCGUGGUUGGAUGGACGCGGGUAUCUUAAGAGGGGCGGGAAGGUGGUGGGUGCUGUGAAGGUGCCGACGACUAAUAGGGGGGAGGUGUUGAAGGAGCCUUUGGAGUGGUAAACUUCUCCAGGAGGGAGGUGGAGUUGUGCUUGUUGCUGAAGCGUUGAAGAAGGAGGAGGGGCUGGGGGUGUUGCUUAUUGCUAGGAAGCUUGUUGCUCGAAAUGGAAGGGGGUGGGAA
Molecule: messenger RNA, 2677 nt
Organism: Pseudogymnoascus verrucosus
Lineage: Eukaryota; Fungi; Ascomycota; Leotiomycetes; Thelebolales; Thelebolaceae
Gene: LEU1
Product: 3-isopropylmalate dehydratase
Exons: 4
Coding region: 220-2559 (779 amino acids)
Biological process (GO): L-leucine biosynthetic process
Cellular component (GO): 3-isopropylmalate dehydratase complex
Molecular function (GO): 3-isopropylmalate dehydratase activity; 4 iron, 4 sulfur cluster binding
Source: RefSeq, a predicted model, not a curated record